AGCGUGCAUUUGUGCGGGUUACACGUGUUUUCUGUGGUGUUAGUGCACUUAUGUAUCAUGAUACACUGCUAGUUUACUGGCUAUGAGGUGAAUGUUGUGAAGAUGAUGGAUUAUAAUGGAGGAGACUGCAGAUGGGUCUGUGUGGCUCACACUUCUCAGAUGAUGACGCCUCCACGGCUGGAUGGGGUGUGUAUGGCUCUGAUGUUUCAGUGUAGACUGAACUGGAGGGGGGAUAUAGGAUUUUCAUAUAUAGAAGGUUUUCUUUUGAGCCAUAGCCUCCGCAUGCAGCCUGAUAAUUCAUUCAUUUAAUGUUAUAAAUGGCAUACUAAAAAUGUAAUCAAGCCUCUUGUUAGCACAUACUUUUGCUCCUUGGAAGUGAUCACUGUCAUGUGAUUUGCGCGAGUCGAUUACCCCAGUUUUUAUAGCAUGUACAGUUGGGGGUCCUUGUGUCUACACCUUUUUCAGGCAAGCCUUUGCGUAUUUAUCACGUUUUAAGGAAAAGAUAUUGCAUUUAUGAGACAUACAGCUAUGAGCCUCAGUGCUCUGAGUCAUCUCUCUGUCAUCUUGGACAUUUUCUGCUCUGCUUCUUUCCAUUCAUCACAAAUAGAAGAGCAAAGCCUGCACUCACUUCCUGUUCUGCUCUGACGGUUAACUCUUUGCUUGUGCUCGCUCAGAUGAUCAUGCCUUUCUGCAGAGACCCACGUUUUGGAGUCACUGGGAGCAGACACGCUCUGAUUCCAGUGAUCGAGGGCAGAGAUGAGCCCUGCUGUUGAUAAGACUGAAGAGCAAAGGCCCAGCUGGACCUUGACGGGUCCAAAAGAAGAAGUGAUGGCAAAAAGAGAUUACUUGGUGGAGGCGGCCAAGCAGAUCCGCAUGGCACUGGACAGUGAGGUGAAUGAGGACUAUGAGGCAGCUUUCAGUUACUACAAGAACGGCGUGGACCUGCUGCUAAAUGGGGUUCAAUUGGAUCCGAACAAGGAUCGUCGGGAGGCUGUGAAGAGGAAAACAACCCAGUAUUUGAAGAGAGCAGAAGAAAUCUUUAUAACACAUCUACAGGAUAACCUGGGGAAAGGGAGCUCUCAUUUAGGGGGCUACAGCAGUCUGAGGUUCCGUCCAAUCAGACACCUGAGUUCACCCGUGGAGGAUCUGGAGAUGUGUAAGGUUGUGGGUGUGGCUGACAAGGUCCUAAUUGUGCAAAGUAUGGUCAACAAGGAGACAUUUGUGGUAAAGAGCCUGGUUAAGUCUAGCUGGGAGAGCAGGGACCAGCCAACCAUCAUUCCUCAAGGGGUGCCAUACAUGGUCAAGCUGCUAAGAUAUUACGUCAGUGAGGAUGCUGUGUAUCUGCAUUUGGAGCAUGUCAAAGGUGGGAGGCUUUUCUCCAAGCUGCAUAAACUGAGGAACGAGAAGGCCAAGGAACACCCAGAAUGCUUCGCUUCUCGCCAUCAUAACACCAAGCUGAAGACCAGCCAGACCUCACCUGCAAUCAGCGCAGACUACCAGCAGAGCAGAAGUGCAGCGGUGAUUCCUGAGAAACUAAACGACGAAAGCCCAGACGCAGACUUCCCUACCUCGUGGGAUGAGACGCAGCAGCGACUGGAGAGCUGCGGGACUCACUCCUACAUCGAGGAGACGGGUUGUCUGCAGAACACACGCUCGGCGGCGUCUUUUUACACCAAGCUUGAUCGGCUCACUCUGCUGUCUGGCCCGACGAGGACACAGGUCAAAACUCACAUCCAUCCACCAGCUCCUAGUUUGUGUUUGCACUCCAGCGAAACUCAGGAAAAGCCAGCUCUUCCUCUCUCCUGCGCUCGUGUCAGUCAAGCUCUCGACGUCAUGUCGGAGCUCCAUAAAAAGAAACCUGGAAUGGGGCUGAUAGAGUGCAGCUCCGAAUUCGAAGUGGCUUGGAAAGCUGCGGAUCCAGUGCACAACUGUGAGAAAACAAACCCCUAUGCACUGACUGACGCUGAUUUAUCCCUAGAACGAACUGCACCUCAUACGAAUCUGGACUCGUUUAUUAAAGCAGGGUCACAAAACGGUGAAAAUGUUUUGAGUUCUAGUCCUGCCAUCUUGCAUCUUCCUCUUCAUUGCCAAACCCAGAUCCAUGGCAGGGCUUCAUGGGAUAUGAAUGGCUCUCCCCAGGGAUCUGUUUUAGGUGUAAACUCAGCAGAAUUAAACACAAAGCAGGAACGCAGCAGUCCCACUGUGGAAGAAAGAAAUGGAGUGGUAGUUAUCAGAAGUACAGACAGAGUAGUAUUUUCUGACCACACAGAUACACAGAUCACCUCGGACAGUUCUUGGCCUUCCUCAGCUUCACUCUGCCUCAGUGUUACAGAAAAAAAGCACAUGUUUUCCAGGGUUCCCUUGGCUUUUUCAGGGCUCAGUAAUAAAGGGGAAGCCUGCUCAAGUGAGGCAAAAGAAGGAGUAGAGGAAGCCCGUGAGCUGCUAAGCCCUGGAGAGAAGCGUGCACCUACAACAAAGGGAUCAUCUGUAGGCUGGUUCUCCUCUGGCCCUCAUGAUGCCCCGCCCAACAGGAAGCGAGAGGAUGUGGAUGGUUUUAUAAAACCAGAAAGACCAGAUGGUGAAAGAGAAGACCAGAUCAUAGAGGUGGAUGGGUGGUGCCAUCUGCCUCGGUUCCCUAUCAAGUCACCCGGGGCUGCAGAUAAGGCCAUGCAGACCUGUUGGGGGCUUCCUGAGAAUGAAGUGCGCAUCUGGGGGGCACAGAUCUUGUUGGCCUUGGAGAGUUUGCAUCAGCAAGGCAUCCUGUGUCGGGAUCUUAACCCUAGAAAUGUUCUGCUCACUAGCAACGGAAAGGUGUGUUUGACGUUCUUCAGCCAGUGGAGUGAGGUUCAGUCAGAGAUCAGCUGCAAAUCCAUGGAACAGAUGUACUGUGCUCCCGAAAUUGGCGGAGUGUCCCGGAUCACAGAGUCUUGCGAUUGGUGGAGUCUUGGGGCUUUGCUGUUCGAACUUCUUACAGGAAUGCCUUUGUGGCAGCUCCACCCAGCAGGAAUCCACUCCCACACUCAGCUGCUCAUCCCCGACCACCUGAGCACCGCGGCCGCUUCUCUGCUUACCGAGUUGCUCCAGUUCGAUGCUGGUUAUCGCCUUGGCUCUGGAGGUGGGGGUGUAAGUGACAUCAAAUGUCAUCCCUUCUUCAAUGGAGUUUCCUGGAAGGCUCUGAGCUGCUAGCAGGAGAUGAUCCCUGUGUGUUACACUGGACUUGAAACACUGGGCUGAAUCCGAGCAUCCUAACGUGGCCCUAACAGUUGUAGCACCGCAUACUGGUUUCAUUUGAAUUUUGUGCUUCCCAAAGAAAUAUGACAAAAUAAAAACUGAAACAAAAAUGGUGAACUGUCACAUGGACAGUGAAACAAGAUGGAUUAUUUUAAACCCUUGAGAUGUAACUUAAUAUAUAUUUGAUGUAAUUUUGAUAGUUUUACAAGUUCAGUAUCACCGUGCAUGAAAACCGAUGCCAACUAAACCUAACAUGUGACAAUUGAAAAAAUUACUAAUUUUGGACUACUUGAUGUAGAAAAACAAUAAUGAAGAAUGAAUAAAUAGGCAAUAAAUUGUUACAUCUUCUUUGAACAUCC
Molecule: messenger RNA, 3590 nt
Organism: Haplochromis burtoni (Burton's mouthbrooder)
Lineage: Eukaryota; Metazoa; Chordata; Actinopteri; Cichliformes; Cichlidae
Gene: rps6kl1
Product: ribosomal protein S6 kinase-like 1
Exons: 11
Coding region: 757-3186 (809 amino acids)
Biological process (GO): protein phosphorylation
Molecular function (GO): ATP binding; protein kinase activity
Source: RefSeq, a predicted model, not a curated record